Molecule: messenger RNA, 369 nt
Organism: Paramecium octaurelia
Lineage: Eukaryota; Ciliophora; Oligohymenophorea; Peniculida; Parameciidae
Source: the annotation of a GenBank genome assembly
AUGAUUUUUCAAUCAAAAAGUGAUUAUAUCUUUGGAGCUUAUUCUCCUUGUAAGUGGGUAUCUAAUCCAAUUACUUAUGUGCAAGAUGAUACGCUAUCAUCCUUUAUAUUUUCUUAAACACAUAAUUAAAUUUAUCCUUUGAUGUAAGGCUAGAAGCAACAUGCAAUUUAUUGUAAUUCUGGUUAUGGACCUACAAUUGGAGGUGGACAUGAUUUUUACAUAAGUGUUAAUUUCAGUGAUGGUUAUUGUAAGUUAGGUUAUUCAUAUCAAUUUGAUUAACAUAAAAAUUAAAGUGAAGAUCCUCAUUUAUUUGGGUAAAAUAAACCAGAAAUAAAGGAAUGUGAAAUUUAUUAAAUAUCAUUUAUUUGA